Malania oleifera is the source of this 2532-nucleotide messenger RNA. Its product is annotated as tricalbin-3-like. The record is from RefSeq and is a predicted model, not a curated record. Gene Ontology annotation, molecular function: lipid binding. The transcript is spliced from 8 exons. The coding region runs from base 476 to 2485 and encodes 669 amino acids. Lineage: Eukaryota; Viridiplantae; Streptophyta; Magnoliopsida; Santalales; Ximeniaceae.
GCUCGGCAUCAAACCGUCCAGAGAAUCCCAUUUAUCCACGGCUUUUCCCGCUGAAGCCUUCGAAUCACUUUUUCCUCAGAAAAAAUCAAAACCCACAAGCCGAGCCACUCUCUCUCUCUCUCUCUCUCUCUCUUGCUCAGAGAGCCCUUCGUUCUCGUCCACUCUCUGCCUUUUCUGUCGAUGCUAUGCACGCACGUACGCUUUGUUUCUGCGCCUAAAUUCUGAUGGAGGUAUUGGCUGCUCUACGGUUCACUCGACUUCGCCUGCUCCCAAAGCUAUCGAGGUUGCGAUUCUGGUAGGAUUUCUCAUUGUAUAUCUGCUACAUUUGGGUACUGCUUUGUUGAGUAUUCGUUCUGGUGAUUUUGCGAUUCUGAGCUUUAGAAUCUGGCUCUGGAUUCAUGUUUUCCAGUUCAUUUCGUGUGAAUUCUUAUGCCCGUGUUUCAGUUGUUGGGGCUCAUCCAUUCCGGUGUGCUAAAUGAGUUUUCAAUCGGUUUUUUCUUCAAUGUGCUUAUGUGAAGCUGAUAGAACUAAGAAGAUUUGGAAUUUUUCGUUAGUUUCUUGCUCUAAGAGGAGAAAAAGAUUAAUUAUUGGGAGUUCAUCGCAGAAAAGAUCUCGAAGGAAAUGGAAUCUUCGAGCACGAACGGUUUCCAGCGAUAGCUCAGGAAAGCAGAACUUGAAUUUAGAAUUUGUCAAUUCGGCGAGGAAGGGCUCAAAAAAUUUCCUAGCGAACCGUUAUUCCGAUGAAUUGCAUGAUGGGGGAGUGUUGUCUCACGAUUCAUCAGUUCAGUUGGGUUCAAAUUUUACAAAAUUUCAAGAAGAUCCCAUUGUAGAUAAGCUUAGGACCCAACUAGGGGCCAUUCACCCCAUUCCCUCACCGCCAAUAAAUCGCAACAUUGCUGGGUUGUUCGUCUUCUUUUUCUUUGUGGGGGUUGUUUUUGAUAAAAUUUGGACUUCAAGGAAAAGGAACAAAUCAGGGGUCGAGGGACAGCUAGGCAUAUGGCCGCAGGUUCCCACAAGCUUUUCUUUGUUCCUUGAGAAGGAUUUGCAGAGGAAAGAGUCGGUGGAAUGGGUGAACAUGGUGUUGGGGAAAUUGUGGAAAGUUUAUAGAGCUGGGAUUGAGAAUUGGAUCAUUGGGUCGCUUCAGCCUGUCAUUGAUGAUCUGAAGAAACCUGAUUAUGUGCAAAGAGUUGAAGUGAAGCAAUUCUCACUGGGGGAUGAACCAUUGUCAGUUAGGAAUGUCGAGCGCAGAACCUCUCGUCGUGUCAAUGACUUACAGUACCAAAUUGGUCUCCGCUACACUGGUGGCGCUCGUAUGUUGCUAAUGUUGUCACUAAAAUUUGGCAUUGUUCCUGUAGUCAUACCAGUUGGUGUUCGAGAUUUUGACAUUGAUGGGGAACUUUGGGUGAAAUUGCGACUGAUACCGUCAGAACCUUGGGUUGGAGCAGUUUCCUGGGCUUUUGUUUCACUUCCAAAGAUAAAAUUUGAAUUAUCUCCAUUCCGAUUGUUCAAUUUAAUGGCGAUUCCUGUUCUCUCUAUGUUUUUGACAAAACUGCUUACUGAGGAUUUGCCUCGGCUAUUUGUACGCCCAAAAAAGAUAGUGUUAGAUUUUCAGAAAGGAAGAGCAGUUGGUCCUGUUGCAAAUGAUUUCAAAUCUGGAGAAAUUCAAGAAGGAAAUGCAGAUUAUGUUGGAGAACUAUCAGUGACUCUUGUAGAUGCUCAGAAGGUUUCUUAUUUAUUUUAUGGCAAAACAGAUCCGUAUGUCAUUCUAAGUCUAGGAGAUCAAGUAAUACGCAGUAAAAAGAACAGUCAAACUACUGUCAUUGGUCCUCCUGGGGAGCCAAUUUGGAAUCAGGAUUUUCACAUGCUGGUAGCUAACCCUAGAAAGCAGAAAUUAUAUAUACAAGUGAAAGAUUGCCUUGGAUUUGCAGAUUUGGUUGUUGGCACUGGAGAGGUCGAUCUGGCAUCUCUUCGGGACACUGUACCAACAGAUAGGAUUGUAAUGUUGCAAGGAGGUUGGGGACUGUUUAAAAAGAGUUAUUCUGGAGAAAUUAUGCUGCGAUUAACAUAUAAAGCAUAUGUUGAGGAUGAAGAAGAUGGCUGGAUUGAGACAGAAUCCAUAGAUACAGAUGCUUCGGAUAAUGAUUUGUCUGAUUCUGAUGAAGAUUCUGCUUAUAAGCAGCAUGAAAGGGAAACAAGAAGUGAAACAGAUAAAGAAUCAUUUAUGGAUGUUCUAGCAGCUUUGAUUGUAAGCGAGGAAUUCCAAGGGAUAGUGGCAUCUGAAACAGUGAAUGCCAAAGUUUCUGAUGGCACCACAAUUAGGCCUCCAACAUCAAAAGCACGGAUUAAUGCUAAAUCCAUAUCCUUAGACCCAGAUAGUGGUUCUGAAGGUGCUGGAGGAUCGGCUUUAUUUUUUCUUGCCGUUAUUACAAGUAUUUUGGUGCUCAUUGCUAUCAAUAUGGGUGGUUCAAGUUUUUUUAAUCCUUGAUGUGAAUUCAAGGGAUGAAGAACAAAUAGUCAACACUGCUUUGAUCA